This is a messenger RNA of Rotaria sp. Silwood1, 1998 nucleotides long. The record is from the annotation of a GenBank genome assembly. Lineage: Eukaryota; Metazoa; Rotifera; Eurotatoria; Philodinida; Philodinidae.
AUGAUUAAUUGGCGACAAUUAUACAAUGAAUCACAGACUAUUCAACCUACAGAUAGUAAUAUUUCAACUGAACGUAUCAAUCGUUUGGUAAAUAUAUAUAAAAAUGAUAUGGUUGAACAAGAUCUUCAUCAAUAUGCUCAACGUUUAUCUAGGUUUGUUCAUUGUUGUCAAACAUGUACACCAAAAAGUUAUACGAUAUAUAAAUGGCUUGACACAUAUAUAUCAGGAAAUAAAAGUCUUUUCGAUUUUCGUUUGUCAGGACGAUCAGUAUCAGCUUUAGUUUAUUAUUGGAACAAAACUUUAUUAAAACAAUGUAAUGAACGUGGUCAAUUAUCUGAUUUUGAACAAAAUAAAGAUGUUCUUUUUUCUCCUUUUGAGAAAAAUAUUUCACCAAUAUUUAUAUGUUUUAUACAUGAAGAUAAUAAUCUUCGUCAAUUAUUUUGGACAUUUCGUCAUUUAAUUACAAUAUUUAAUUGGCCAUUAACAACAAAAAUCUUUUCAAAUUGUUCAUUUGAAACAUGUUCAAUAUUUGAACGAGUAAUGGCAAAUUAUCUUGGUUUUAUUGAUUUAUCUACAUUAAAUCUAAAUCAAAAUAAUCUCUUUUGUUAUCUUUAUCGAUGUUUAAAAACCUGUCAUCAAAAUGGACCGAUCAUUUUUAUUUUUGAUUAUUCAACUAUUUUUACACCAAAAUUUUGUGAUUAUUAUUUAAUGUCUUUUCUAUGUGAUUUAAUUCGAUUUGAUUUAUCAAUACCAGAUGUGAUUUUAAUUCCAAUUCGUUUACAUAAAUCAUAUUUAUCAUUUAAUCAACCAUUUUUAUUUAAAGAAUUAGUUGAAUUUUUUAUUAAAAAAAUGAAUAUUCAAACACGAUUUUGUGAAGUAAUCAAAAGUGAACAACAAAAACUUAUUUACAAAUUUAUUGAUUGUAUCUUUCUACAUCUUGCAUAUGAUACAAAUCAACUCGUUUCAACUACAAUUGAAUUUCAACAUAUAAUCGCGUCCAUUGAAUUAUGUCAAAUACCAAGCAAUCUGUCAACAACAGUAGAAACUAUUUACAAUACUCUUCAAACUAUUCUUAAAACAUGUCCAUUUAUUAUAAUGGACGAUCAUAAGUGGAAUGAAAUAACUCGUCAACAUAUUGAACAAUAUUAUUUAAAAUUAGAUACAUAUGAUUCUAAAUCAAAAUUAAUCUCAAUAAUACGAAAAGAAUAUUUUCUGGAUAUUUUAGCAGCAUUAUCAAUACUAUCAAAAGUUCAACAUAAUGAAAAUUUUCCACGUAUAUUUGAAUUUGAGAUAUUUAAUCAAAUAGCAUUUCUUCUAUUUACAUUUGGUAAUAAACAAUAUUUAAAUAUACGUUCAUGUCAAAAUAUUCAUCAAAAUAUUCAACAAAUAAUACAACAUUGUCAAUCAAGAAAUUAUAUUUCAAUAACUUAUAUUCCACAAAAAUCAAUGCGCUUUCGUGAUACUAUUUUAUCAGAUCAUGAAUGGAGUGAUGAUGAUAAUGAUGAUGAUGAUGUAAUGGAUGAUGAAUUUGUUGAUCAUGAUAAUGAUAGUGAUGAUGGUGGUGACGAUGAAAUUAUCAUAAAUGAUUUAUCAAAUAAAAUUUCAGAAACAAUAAAAUUAUCCUAUCGGAUUAAUUAUCAUGAAUAUCAUUUUCAAUUGAAAUUUUUUGCUAAAUUAUUUGGUUCUUAUAUUGAAGCAAUUGUCUAUAUAUUAAAAUAUCAUAUUGAUAAACAAAUGAAAUCUUUUACAUUAGAACAAUUCAAUUUUAAUCAAUCAUUCUAUUUUCGUGAAACAUCUUAUCUAAUUUCUAAUGAUGUACUUUCAUUUGUACGUCGAGCAUAUACAUAUCGAUCAAUAGAACAUUUCAAUACAUCUGACGAUAUACUGACAUUUUUUGAAACAAUAGAUGAUCCUAUAAAUCCAUUAUUAAUAGACAAUCUUGUAGCACUUCAUAAUGAAUUUGUUAAACUAUUAAAUUGUUGUUGUAGUGAACUUUAA